Sorghum bicolor (sorghum) is the source of this 2627-nucleotide messenger RNA. Its product is annotated as pentatricopeptide repeat-containing protein At2g46050, mitochondrial. The coding region runs from base 211 to 1797 and encodes 528 amino acids. The record is from RefSeq and is a predicted model, not a curated record. The transcript has 4 exons. NCBI's taxonomy places the organism in Eukaryota, Viridiplantae, Streptophyta, Magnoliopsida, Poales, Poaceae. Gene Ontology annotation, molecular function: RNA binding; protein binding. Gene Ontology annotation, biological process: RNA modification.
CCUUGCUCGCCAGCUCGGGCGGCUCCGUGUUCUUGUCCUGCAGAGUGCAGGCUGCAGCAGGGGCAGGGGCAGGGGCAGGGCACCCUCUGCCUGCUGCUCGUCGGGGCCCUGUUCGUUCGAGGCGCCAUGGUCCGCAUCAGCAGCGAUGACCGAUGAGCGACGAGGCCACCGCCCGCCGCCGUCCUGUCAGCUCUGGAACGAACGAACGAGAUGCGGCGCGAUCUCGUUGCCCUGCUACUCCGCGCCAGCUCCGUCUCCGGCGGCGCCGGCCACCGGCGCGCCUGCGCAGCUUGGACGCUGCACCCGCUGGCCCUCAAGUCCGGGCGCGCCUCGGAGACCCGCGUGGCGACGGCACUGGCCGUGGCGUACGCGCGGUCGGGCCUCGUCGCGCACGCGCGCCGCGUGUUCGACGAAACACCGCCGCCGCGCAGGGACCUUGUCCUCUGCAACGCCAUGGUCUCCUGCUACGCCGCCCACGGCCUCCCGCGCCAGGCCUGGGCGCUCUUCGCCGCCGCGCGCCGCUCCGGGCUCGACCCCGACGGGUUCACCUUCAGCGCCCUGCUCCGCCCGCCGCUGCCACGCCGUUGUCACCACCACCCCCCCGCCGUCGUCGACAACGUUGUCGACGCGGGGCUGCUGCUCGCGAUGGGAGCCAUGGCGCACGGCCUCGUGCUCAGGCUGGGUCUCCUCGCCGACGUGGUGGUCGCCACCGCGCUGCUCGACAUGUACGCCAAGUGCGGCGGCCGGGUCGACGAGGCGCGCCGGGUGUUCGACGCGAUGGCGGUCAGGAACGUCGUGUCCUGGAACGCGAUGGUCGUCUGCUACGGCCGGGUUGGUGGUGGAGGCAAGGACGCCGUUGAGCUGUUCCGUCGGAUGCUCAGAGACGGGAGCUGCUCCCCGGAUGAGCUCACGCUUGCCAGCGUGCUAAGCUCCUGCGCCGGCAUGGCGGCAGCGAACGAGGCUACUCAGGUUCAUGCUUACGCCGUGAAGAGGGGUCUGCACGGGUUUCUGCAGGUGGCCAACGCUGCUAUCACGGCGUACGGCAAGGCCGGUUUUGUUCGAGAGGCGAAGCAAACGUUUGCUAUGAUCUGCGACCCAGAUGUAGUUUCGUGGUCCUCUAUGAUUUCGUCUUUCGCCUACCUUGGACUCUCUAAGGAUGCAGUUCAUGUGUUUGAGAGAAUGCUCCGACAUGGUGUACAGCCUGACGGCGUUGCCUUCCUUGGAGUUCUUUCUGCCUGUAGUCAUGCUGGUCUUGUUGAAGAAGGCUUACAAUAUUUCCUUAUGAUGACGAGGGGCUACAGCAUCGAUCCAAAUCCGCAGCAUCUUGCUUGUCUGGUUGAUCUCUUAGGGAGAGCUGGCAGGAUUGAAGAUGCUUACAACGUUGUUAUCAAGCUUUCUUGUGAGAGCAAUGCUGAUAUUGUUGGAGCUUUCCUUGGUGCCUGUAAGAUGCGGGGCAAAGUCGAGUUGGCAAAGUGGGCUGCGGAUAGGCUAUUGUGCCUGGAACCAAGUGAGGCAGUAAAUUAUCUGCUUAUGUCCAAUGCAUUUGCUGCUGCAGGAGCUUGGAACGAGCUUGCAAAAGUAAGAAGUGUGAUGAGACACAGGUGUGGCAGCAAGGUUCCUGGCUGUAGCUGGAUAGAGAUAGGUGGAACGGUUCGGACAUUUGUCUCCAACGAUGUGAUGAUCCAUCAGUCGACUGAAAUGCAACAAAUGGUGCAGCUUACUAUUUCAGAAGCACAAAAAGAGUGGAACAAAGACACAACUUGUGAUGAUCCAAUUUUAGUUCGAGAAUGGCAGUGAUACAGAUGUUUGAUUUAUUAUUCUGGAUUAGUUAGGCAUCUGCAAUAGUCCCAGAGCUUAUCAAUGUGAUCUUUUCUCAUGUGGGUAUUCACAGAGAUGACUGAUGUUAGAGUUAACCCAAUGGGUACUGUAGUUGAGUGUGCUGAGUGCACAUGCCACAUCAACGCAAUGGGUACUGUAGUUGGGUGUGUUCAUAAUGGGUGGGGCCGUUGCUAUGCUGGGCAAGAGUCAAGACUGACCCGAUGAACUUACAGAACAGGAGGACCCUGAAAGCUCAAGAACAACCACAACUAGGAGAUACGGAGCAGGAAAAAAAACAAGUGCGCUCAAGAAGUGAAAGGGGAUCCAUAAUCAAAAUCCUUAAAUCAAGUAUCAAGAUGGUCUUGGGCUUGGAUUGCUUUGGUUUUAUGGCGAGGAAGGCAACGGAAUCAUCUAAGCAGCCAGAAGCUGAAGAUGCGAGGAAAAAGAAGGAUGCGGCGGAAGAAGCAGCAUCCCGGGAGGCCAGUGAGAAUAUGGGUGAGAAGGCUGUAGAGAAGAACAAGAAGGGGAUAGGAACAGGGGCACCCCUUGUGGUGCCUCACUUCCCUAGCCGUUCUACCCCUGCCUUGAUCUAGCUAAUCUGAAUUGUUUCCUUCUUUCUGGUGUUCUUGCUGAAGGCAAGUAGGCAAUUAGAGAGGAAAUACCGAGUGGAUGGAUUCAGAGUAGUAGUGGUUUGUAAAAGAGUUAGAAAAUUAGUAGUAGUAUGUAGAGUGAAGUAGCAUACUGAAUUAACAUGAGACCAUCUUGUGCCUGAACAUAACUUGCUUAUAGAGAUGUUGAAUUGUCUAGUA